AAAAAAAGUUAUAAAAGGGAAAAGAACAGAGAGAAGCUCCCCUCCGAUUCCUGGUCCAGCUUCAAAAUCGAAAGGUGGGAGGCAGAGAGAAAUCGGGGCUCCGGCUUUCUCCCAGUUGCAUUUGCCGUCUCCGCUCUUUCUCCCGCGAAAGCUGCUGCGCGCCUCCGUUGCCGGCUUUACGCUAUCAGAGAAUCCAGAAGAGGGACUUCGGAGGCUUUUGAUACCGACAUUUUUCGUUGCAACCGAAUUCCCCCCACACUCGAGAUCUACCGUCGUCCCGUCCGGCAUUACCGAUUUUAGAUCCGCCGACGGUACCUGUUUCACAUUUUCGCCUGUCGGCCUUUUCUCCUGCACUGUCUGUAAUCUUUCAGAUCGAACGAGGAAAGUGAAUUUCGCAGGAGAAAGGGGAACGCCAGUGGGAGAUCGGAGAAGACAUCCUCGUCGCCGCCCGAGCGCCGUAGCUGAUCUGGAUCUGUAACCGCUUCAUUUCCCGCCUAUUCCGCCGACGCAUCUGAGAUUCUAGGAAGGAGUGAUCAUGGCAUCCAGCGAUAGCUACACUGACAAGAACGCUGUGUUCAAGAAACUCAAAGCGAAACCUGAGAACAAAAUGUGCUUUGAUUGUAAUGCGAAGAAUCCUACAUGGGCAUCUGUAACGUAUGGAAUCUUCCUGUGCAUUGAUUGUUCUGCAGUUCAUCGUAGCCUUGGUGUGCAUCUGACUUUUGUCAGGUCUACAACAUUAGACUCGUGGUCUCCAGAGCAAUUGAGAGUGAUGGCUUUUGGUGGUAACAAUCGGGCACAGGUGUUCUUUAAGCAACAUGGCUGGUCUGAUGGUGGCGAGGCCAAGUAUACAUCUAGAGCUGCAGAGUUAUAUAGGCAAAUUUUGUCAAAGGAGGUUGCAAAAAGUAUGGCAGAAGAUGCAGGCCUGCCAUCCUCACCUGUUGCUUCUCAGUCAGCUCAAGGGAUUAAUGGAUUGUCGGUUCCUAAAAUUGAAUCUUCCAACGGAACUUCAAUGGAAAAGCAGGAAAUACCUGUGGUAGCUCCUUCUUCAGCCCCUCCUUCAAAGGUCCCUGCUGUAGUUACCACUUCUACUGUCAAGAGGCCUCUUGGGGCGAGGAAAACUGGGAAGUCUGGGGGUCUCGGUGCUAAAAAACUCACAGCAAAGUCAAAUGAAAGUCUGUAUGAUCAGAAGCCUGAAGAAGCACCAGUUCCCGCUCCAUCUUCUUCGAAUAGCACCCUGAAAUCUGGGGGUACUGCUUUUACUUCACGUUUCGAGUAUGCGGGCGAUGUGCAGCCUGUGGAUAUGCUUUCAGGAUCAAAGGGGAUUAGCCAUGUAUCCGCACCAAAGUCAUCAAAUUUCUUUGAUGACUUUGGAAUGGAUAAUGGUUUCUCGAAAAAGGGAACCUCGAAUUCUUCAAGAGUGCAAGUCCAAGAGACUGAUGAAGCAAGGAAGAAAUUCUCAAAUGCCAAAUCAAUUUCAUCGGCCCAAUAUUUCGGCAAUCGGAGCAAGUCAACCGAUCUUGAUGCUCAAACUUCUUUGCAAAAAUUCUCGGGUUCAGCUGCUAUCUCAAGUGCAGAACUUUUCGGCCAUGAUGAUGACAACUCAACCAUCGAUCUUGCUGCUGGCGAGCUUAUCAACCGGCUGUCUUUCCAGGCACAACAAGAUAUCUCCAACCUCAAGAACAUUGCAGGAGAGACCAGCAAGAAGCUCAGUUCCUUGGCAUCUUCAUUGAUGACCGAUCUUCAAGACCGAAUUCUGUGAUUCCGAGUAUGCAUUUGUGCAUUCGAAAAAAUACUUGCUCACAUUUGGUAAGUCAGAAAUUCAUUCCAUUUAAUGAUUCUGUUUGGAAGCCAAAUGGAAAAAGAAGAGAGGGAGAGGGAGAAGAGAGCCUCUUCUAUUUGGAUGUUAAGGGUUUUCUUCACAGGCUUUGAGAAUAUUUGGAGCACAAAUGGUGAGAGAGGAUAUUGUAAAGUGUUUUUAAACUUACCCUUUCGGUAAGUUUUCAUAUGUACUAAAGCUAAAUGAUGUAGGAAGUGAAUCCCUAUAAACUCAAUUUGUUUGUUGAUAACCAGCAAUUUGUCAACCACCGUAACUAUUGCUAUAAAGUCUUUGCUUCCUGUGAUGCUAGGUAAGUUUUUUGUGCUGCUUUCGAUCCUUAACUUUCUCAUUUUGAUCAUUCAGGUCCUAGCUCACAAAUAUAUAAGUCUUGCUUCUAGUUCUAGUAGUGAUUCUAGGUCAGCUUUUUGUUUCGGGGUUGAUUCCCGACUCCUGAGCUUUCUCAUUUUAGCCAUUCUAAUGAGUGUUUGACGUAACAGCAUUCAAUUGAUCAUAGCUAAUUGUACUUUUUUUGUGUGAAAAUCUGAAGUUGUAGAAAU
This is a messenger RNA of Linum tenue, 2373 nucleotides long. The record is from the annotation of a GenBank genome assembly. NCBI's taxonomy places the organism in Eukaryota, Viridiplantae, Streptophyta, Magnoliopsida, Malpighiales, Linaceae.